Molecule: messenger RNA, 1291 nt
Organism: Hippocampus comes (tiger tail seahorse)
Lineage: Eukaryota; Metazoa; Chordata; Actinopteri; Syngnathiformes; Syngnathidae
Product: transcription factor 7-like 1
Exons: 8
Coding region: 182-1099 (305 amino acids)
Biological process (GO): regulation of transcription by RNA polymerase II; canonical Wnt signaling pathway
Cellular component (GO): beta-catenin-TCF complex; chromatin
Molecular function (GO): DNA-binding transcription factor activity, RNA polymerase II-specific; RNA polymerase II cis-regulatory region sequence-specific DNA binding
Source: RefSeq, a predicted model, not a curated record
CUGGUAAUUGUUCCAUUUGUUGGUUAGGUUACUACCGAAUUCAACGAGGAUGUGAUAUAAAGAAUUUCUUGAAAUGAUGAUGAGUUCAACUGUAUCUAAAGAAAAUUAAUUCAGUAAAUAAUAGUAUUAAUGACAAUAUGAUUGUGUGUUAUUGCCAACAGAAAAUCAUCUCCUUCUCAAUAUGUGUCACAAGAGCCAAAUAAUCCCAGGCAUUGUCUUCAGAGACAAGGACAUGUCAGGUUUUACCUCCAACCGUAUACCUCCAAACGCUGCUCUACCAUCUCGAACUGCGACGCCAGUCUUCAGCGCAAACCCUCGGCCAGUAGGCCAGAGCCUAGGUUUUAAUGGCUUUAUUCCAUUACAAAACAGUUAUGUACCUCUACAGAACGGUUUCCUGCAGCCAAAUCCAGUCAUGGCUCCACCCAGUAUGCAUUUUGUACCAAUGAGCCAUCAGAAUAUUCAACCUAUCACGCAGAACAUUGAGGCACGUCCGCACAUUCCUGGACAGACAAAUUUUGUACCAGAGGUUAUGUUGCCUAAUGGCAUGAAAAUGUGUCCUGUUGGUCUUCUGAAUGGAGAACUGUUGUACAAAGUUACAACCGCAAACUUUACAGCUCCUCUUCCACCCACCAUCUCCAAGCCAAAGAAGAAACCUAAAAAAGUAGACGACCAAUACACGGAGCAAACAUAUGUCAAGAAGCCUCUAAAUGCUUUCAUGUUGUUCUCAAAAGAGCAUAGGCAAGCAGUUAAGGACAGAUCUGCCUCAACGAAUAUUGCUGUUAUAAAUGAGACUUUAGGAAAGAUGUGGCAUUUGCUACCAGAGGAGGAGAAAGCUAAAUUCUACGAGCUGGCUGAAAAAGAAAAGCGGCUUCACUCCCAGCAGCAUCCAGACUGGUCCUGCCGUCACAACUACGGCAAAAAAAGGUAUAAUAAAAGAAUUCGGGACUUAACAACUGGCAGUGUGCAGGCAACAUCAACAUCCGAACUUCAGGACGAAGAACCAGGACAGGAAGACAGUGACGAUGAAGAAAGCCCCGCUUCUUUGUCAGUGGAUUCAACAACUGAACAGUUCUCUUUGGAACAAAAAACUCCACCAUGAAUGCAAGAUUGAUGCAGCCUGUGCCUCUCCCCAACCCACCUAUUUUUUUUAUUCUUGUAAAGUGUUUGCUUUUGCUGUUUAAUCAUAGCCUUUUGUUUGAUGUAUAGUGGGACUCAACAGUCACACAUUGUAGAAAAACAAAGUUUUAUUUUUGUAUGAGAAAAGAAUUGCUCCAAUAGUAUGAUUUUUUUU